Molecule: messenger RNA, 1080 nt
Organism: Eutrema salsugineum
Lineage: Eukaryota; Viridiplantae; Streptophyta; Magnoliopsida; Brassicales; Brassicaceae
Product: vesicle transport v-SNARE 11
Exons: 6
Coding region: 225-887 (220 amino acids)
Biological process (GO): vesicle fusion; intracellular protein transport; vesicle-mediated transport
Cellular component (GO): endoplasmic reticulum membrane; Golgi apparatus; ER to Golgi transport vesicle membrane
Molecular function (GO): SNAP receptor activity; SNARE binding
Source: RefSeq, a predicted model, not a curated record
GGUAUACCAAAGAAACGGUGUUUGUCGCUGUAGGAUAUAAUUCCUUAAAACAUUGAACAUAUUCCGACCGUCCCACGUAUACGCAUCCAUCAAAUUCAAUUCAUCGUUGUCUUCCUGAAUUUUCUUCCCGAUCAAUUUCCUCCGAUCUAUUUUCCGAUACCGACGUCGUAACUCUUCUCCUCCGUUCGUUUCUCAGGAUUCUUUUUUAGUAUUCCCUUGGAAAAAUGAGUGAGGUGUUUAACGGAUACGAGCGGCAAUAUUGCGAGCUCUCGGCGAAUCUUUCAAAGAAGUGUUCCUCAGCUGUUGCUCUUGAUGGAGAACAAAAGAAGCAGAAGCUCUCAGAAAUAAAAUCUGGACUGGAAAAUGCCGAAGUUUUGAUUAGGAAAAUGGAUCUUGAGGCGAGGAGCCUUCCACCAAAUGUCAAGUCUAGCCUGCUUGUCAAACUAAGAGAAUUCAAGUCUGAUCUGAACAAUUUCAAAAGCGAAGUGAAGAGAAUCACGUCUGCAAACUUGAACGCUGCUGCUCGAGAUGAGUUGCUUGAAGCUGGUAUGGCUGAUACAAAGACGGCUUCAGCUGAUCAAAGAUCAAGAUUGAUGAUGUCAACGGAACGUUUGGGUCGAACCACGGACAGAGUCAAGGACAGUCGUAGAACAAUGAUGGAGACUGAAGAGAUUGGUGUUUCAAUCCUCCAAGACUUGCACAGUCAGAGACAAUCUCUCCUACGAGCCGGGGACACGCUUAGUGGAGUAGACGAUAACGUUGGAAAGAGCAAGAAAAUCUUGGCAGGCAUGACGAGGAGGAUGAACAAGAACAAAUGGACCAUUGGAGCCAUUAUCACCGCUUUGGUCUUGGCCAUUAUCAUCAUCUUGUACUUCAAACUCACCUAGUAAGCCUCUGUAUCUAAAACCCGACCAAAAUCUCUGUUACUUAACAAUUGGUGUGUUCGGUUGUGAAUCUUUGAUCUAUCCCUUUUUUCUCAAUUCAUCUUUCUGUGUGAAAAGUUAUGUCUUUGCCACCUUUUUAAAAUCUCGAUUGUUUGUUUUCGUUUGCGUUAAGAAAUUACAUACAUUUCGAACGAUU